AUGGCAGAACACCCAUCAACCAACCAAGCUCCCGUCCUCAUCACCAAGACCAUCCCAGGCAUAACAACAAUAACAAUAAACCGCCCACAACGGCGCAACGCCAUUGACGACCCAACAGCCCAGAAGCUCACAGCCGCCUUUCUGACCUUCGAAGAAGACCCCACGCAGAAAGUCAUACCCGACGCCGGUGCCAACUUCCGCUCGGGGAACAGAUAUGCAGCCCAUGUCGUCUCACCGAGCAACCACGUCCAAGGGCGCAACAGGGGCCCCAUCGGCCCCUCGCGCAUGCAGCUAACCAAGCCCGUCAUCGCCGCGGUCUCCGGGCACGCUGUUGCCGGCGGUCUCGAGCUCGCCCUGCUUGCCAAUAUCUGUGUCGUCGAAGAAGACGCUGUCUUUGGUGUCUUUUGCCGGCGGUUCGGUGUCCCGCUUAUUGACGGUGGGACUGUCCGGCUGCAGGCUGUAGUUGGACUGGAACGGGCCCUUGAUAUGAUACUUACUGGAAGUGCUGUUGGUGCAACCGAGGCGUUGAGUAUGGGGCUUGCGAAUCGCGUUGUGGCUGAGGGUAAAGGGGUUGAGGAGGCGAUGGCGCUUGCACGGCAGAUCGUUGGCUUUCCGCAGGCGUGUCGGAAUGUGGAUCGGGCGAGUUGUUAUUAUACGGCGUAUAAUACCAGAAGUUUGAGGAUGCUUGGGCGCGAGAGUUUGAGAGGGGAGUUGGAGUGA
Messenger RNA from Aspergillus mulundensis, 720 nucleotides. Its product is annotated as enoyl-CoA hydratase/isomerase family protein. The coding region runs from base 1 to 720 and encodes 239 amino acids. NCBI's taxonomy places the organism in Eukaryota, Fungi, Ascomycota, Eurotiomycetes, Eurotiales, Aspergillaceae. The record is from RefSeq and is a predicted model, not a curated record. The transcript has 2 exons.